This is a messenger RNA of Erpetoichthys calabaricus (reedfish), 1638 nucleotides long. RefSeq names its product tumor protein p53-inducible protein 11-like. Bases 275 to 844 code for a protein of 189 amino acids. The transcript is spliced from 8 exons. The record is from RefSeq and is a predicted model, not a curated record. Lineage: Eukaryota; Metazoa; Chordata; Cladistia; Polypteriformes; Polypteridae.
UCCAUGCAAUACGGCAAUCGUGUGGGCUUCUAGUCACAUCUCUCCGAAGUAUGUGCUAAACCAUCGCGAAGCGAUGUAACAGAGGCGACCACCGCAAGCGUCUCCCCAUAGCGGCCGAAACAAAAUCCAGUGAGGAAAGCGAAGUGGAUGAGCAGAAUCUGAGACGUUAUUGAAGCACACGUGGCAAAGUUGGGCGCUGGAAUCUGUGACUGGUGGGCCGCCUCUGCAUGAGCUUUGUGAAGUCAUCACAGUUUUCCUCGAGACUCUGUGAGCCAUGGCUUCCAAACCUCAUCCUCCUUUAAUGAAGAAGCACAGCCAGACUGACCUGGUGAGCCGCCUGAAAACCCGCAAGAUCCUGGGCGUUGGGGGCGAAGAUGACGAUGGAGAAGUGCACAGAUCUAAGAUCAGUCAAGUCCUGGGAAAUGAGAUCAAGUUUUCUGUGCGGGAACCCUUGGGUCUCAGGGUUUGGCUCCUCAUCUCAGCAGUCAUGUUCACCGUGGUGGCCCUCAUGGCCCUCACCUUCCCCAACCAGCUCUACGAUGCGGUCUUUGAUGAGGAGCUGUCCAACACAAAAAUGUCGAUCAGACUGUACGGUGCUGCUCUCCUCAGUAUUUCCUUAAUUAUGUGGAACGGGCUGUACACGGCAGAGAAGGUGAUAAUCCGCUGGACCCUGCUGACAGAGGCCUGCUACUUUGGAAUUCAGUUCUUGGUGACGGCGAUCACGCUGGUGGAGAACGGCUCGGUGUCUAACGGCGCUCUGCUCCUCAUCUCCAGCAGAGUCCUCUUCAUCAUCAUCAGCCUGUCUUACUACUACCAGUUGGGGCGUCGCCCCAAGAAGAUUUAAAAGAAGAACUGGGGGGGGGGCGGUUAUGGGUGGGGGGUUCAAAUAUGGGGGGCUAGUCGGCUAGCCAGCCGUCAUCCUGGGAGCGAUGGGUAGCUAAGCUAUGGAUGCUGUUGGCUGGGUGCAAGUGGGCACAAUCGGGGUAACCUUGGAGUGGGGGGGGGUAUGAGGGGUGUUGGGGGGGGGGAGGUUUAGGUAAACUCGUCUGGAAUAGCAGGAGCAGGACUCGUGAUGUUUAUACGUCAAGUGUGCACCUUCAUCCGUUCCGUCUCACUUCUCCUUUCGUUCUUCCAGUUUUCACUCAAGUUGUGAUUUCAGGUUUUUGUCCACUCAGCGUUCGUUUCUCAGGAGAACUUUUGACCAAACAAACACUUUUGUGGCCGCAGUCCGGGCCAGUAGCGCCAUAGCCCGGACAGAAGUGUGUGUGGGGGCUCUGGUUGGAUAAAUCAACCCUGCAGAGUAGCAGUUGGCCAGCAGGUGGCGCUAAACGCACAUUAGGAGUCCAUUCACUGGGCUCUUUGCAUCCGGGCGUAUCGCUGCACUUCUUGUAUUUCUUUCUUAUGAUGCUGAUGUGUUGGCCAGAGAUGUGCUUAUUAAUGGGUGGGCUUAGUACUUUAAGUACCCCCUCUCUUUAAAAAAAGAAAAAAAAAUGGGGUUGACAGUUGAUGAGCAGAUGCUGGAUAAGGAGGACGUCACAGAUGGGAGUUGAUUAUGAUGGUCAAGCUACAGUGCCAGCGUCUGGGCAUAUGCCUCCAGGGCAAUCUGACCAGCAGACCCUACAAGAAAACAACAUACAA